CUGAACGACUAUGCUGCAGAGAGUGUCUGUGCUUCUCUGACUAAAACUCUAGGAACAAACCCUUUACUGCUGCCAGAACUGAAUCUGAGUGGGAAAAUAACAGGAGACUCAGCAGUGCAGCAGCUCUCUGCUCUACUGAAGGAUUUACACUGCAGAACUAAGAUACUGAAGUUAAAUAACUGCAAUAUUACAGAGCGAGGCUGUGCUGCUCUAUCAGCAGCUCUGUGUUGUAAUCCUUCACACCUGAUAGAGCUGGAUUUGAGUAGGAAUAACAUAGGGGACUCUGGAGUGGAAGAGAUAUCUCAUCUGCUAAAAAACUCAAACAGUAAACUUGAGUUGCUGAAUCUCUCAGACUGCAGUGUAUCAGAAGAAGGCUAUGCUGCUCUGGCUUCAGCUUUAAAAUCAAACACCUCAUCACAUCUGACAGAGCUGGAUCUCAGAGGAAAUGACCCUGGAAACACAGAAGUGUUGGAAUCUCUUCAUUAUUUCCAAAAGGAUCCAAACUAUAAACUGAAGACACUGAGACUGUUGAAGACUCCUGCUGCAGAAAAAGCCUGUGCUUCUCUUUCUUCAGCUCUAGGAAUGAAUCUCUUACUGCAGACAGAGCUGAACCUGAGCAGGAAUCCAGCAGGACUUUCAGGAGAUUCCAGAGUGAAACUACUGUGUGAUUUACUGCAGGAUACACACUGCAAACUGAGAAAACUCCAGAUCAACAAUGAUGAUCUAACAGAAGAAAGCUGUUCAGCUUUAGCCACAGUUCUCAUCUCAUCCAGUCUGAGAGAACUGGACCUGAGUAACAACAACCUGCAGAACUCUGGAGUGAAAAAGCUCUGUGAAGCCCUGAAGGAUCCUCUUUGUAAACUGGAAACGCUGAGUCUUUCAUCCUGCAGUGUAACAGAGGAAGGAUAUUCUGCUCUGACUUCAGCUCUGAAAACAAACCAUGAAUCACACCUGAAAAAGCUGGAUUUCAGUCUGAAUGACCCCGGAGACAAAGGAAUUGAGCAGAUUACUUCUGUAUUUAUGAGUUCAAACAAAACUCUAAGGCUGCUGAAAAGUGAUGCUGCAGUGAAAGCCUGCACUCGUCUUGAAGAUAUUCUGAAUAAAAACCCUUUACUGCAGAGGGAGCUUGAUCUGAGCAAAAUUAAACCAGAACAGAUCUCAGUUAAUCAGCUGUCUGCUCUACUGGAGGAUCCUCUCUGCAGACUGCAGAAACUCACGCUGUAUGAAGGUGGCAGUAUUACAGAGAAAGAAUGUGCUGAUGUGAUUUCUGCUCUGAUUAUAAACCCCUCACACCUGAUAGAGUUGGAUCUGAAUGAUAAUAAACUAUAUUAUUCAGCACUGCUAAAGCUCUGUGAUCUGCUGAAGAACCCUCGCUGUAAACUGGAAAAACUGGGAGAAUGA
This is a messenger RNA of Astyanax mexicanus (Mexican tetra), 1401 nucleotides long. Its product is annotated as ribonuclease inhibitor-like. The record is from RefSeq and is a predicted model, not a curated record. The transcript is spliced from 9 exons. Gene Ontology annotation, molecular function: protein binding. Bases 583 to 1401 code for a protein of 272 amino acids. Lineage: Eukaryota; Metazoa; Chordata; Actinopteri; Characiformes; Acestrorhamphidae.